AUGUGGUUACAUGUGGCUGCAGGUGGCUCUAAGCUGGCUCUAGGCGAGACGGGACCUCCGUUGUACUCCGUCGCCAAACAGAUGAAAAGAGGAGACCUCCGAUGUCUGCGGUCGGAGAUGGAUAAAACAAAGGAGGUUGAUCCUACGGGAUCGCAGGUUGUGCACCAUGUAGAUCCAGUGUUGGAUCCAGAGAAUCAGCAUCACCAUGCUCAUCAGAAUCAUACUGCCUUCGCUGAGCAGGGACGUCAGGAUGAAGUGGUUUACUCCAAGGACGUCCAAUUCGAGAAAGGGAUGCCUGAAGCGACCACCGAUCAACGCAGCUCCAACGACGAAGAAGCCGGCGAGAAUCUCCCAGCCAAACGCACCUGGUAUCGCCGCGCGUUAAAACAAUGGAGACAUGCGGCCCAUGCUGUGGUUUGGCUUCUGUUUACCGGCUGGUGGAUUGCUGGCCUAAUUUUACAUCGACAUGAUAUAGGAUGGCUCAUUCCAUUCCUGCUCUAUCUCGCCAUCACACUACGAAUCAUCUUCUUCUAUGUCCCCAUUACUAUUAUCUCAAAGCCCAUGCACUGGAUUUGGGAACGGACUGCUCAUCCUUUCGUGCGCGUGAUCCCGGAGAAGCUGAGAACACCCAGUGCCGCCUUGCUAUGCAUCGGUGUGAUUCUCAUUGGCGCCUUUGCGUCCGAAGAGUCAGAGGACAACACCCGCGCCAAUCGUGCAGUCAGUCUAUUCGGAAUGGUAGUCUGCAUCUUUGGACUAUGGGUCACAUCUCGAAACCGCAAGAAGAUCCUCUGGCACACUGUCAUUGUCGGCAUGCUGGCGCAAUUCAUUAUUGCUCUGUUCGUGCUCCGUACCAAGGCAGGCUACGAUAUCUUCAACUUCAUCUCCGGUCUAGCCACUGAUCUGCUUGGUUUCGCUGCCGACGGAGUCAUCUUCCUGACCAGCACGGACUUCUACCACUUCCAAGACGGUUUUGCCCCAGCGAAUUUCUUCAUCAUCAGCGUCAUCUCCGCCAUCAUCUUCUUCGUCGCCUUCGUCCAGCUCUUGUAUCACUGGAAUAUCCUGCAGUGGUUCAUCGGCAAGUUCGCCGUCUUCUUCUUCUGGAGCAUGCGUGUCUCCGGUGCCGAAGCUGUGGUCGCUGCCGCAUCCCCCUUCAUUGGACAGGGUGAAUCUGCUAUGCUGAUCCGUCCCUUCAUCGCUCACCUUACCAUGGCCGAGCUGCACCAAGUCAUGUGCUCUGGCUUCGCUACCAUCGCCGGAAGUGUCCUGAUUGCUUACAUCAGUAUCGGUGUCAACCCACAGGCAAUGGUCAGCGCUUGUGUCAUGAGUAUUCCCGCCUCGCUCGCAGUCUCGAAGAUGCGCUGGCCCGAAGAGGAAGAAACCCUCACUGCAGGCCGUGUCGUUGUCCCGGAGGACGAGGAUCACCGCUCCGCCAAUGCCCUCCAUGCAUUCACCAGCGGUACCUGGCUCGGUCUGAAGAUUGCUGCCAUGAUUGCAUCAACUCUCCUGUGUAUCAUCGCUCUUAUUGGUCUCGUCAACGGCCUUCUCACCUGGUGGGGCCGAUACCUGAAUAUCAACGACCCCCCACUGACCCUCGAGCUGAUCGUCGGAUACAUCUGCUACCCGAUUGCCUUCCUGCUCGGUGUCUCUCGUGACGGUGACUUGCUCAAGGUUGGAAAGUUGAUUGGUACCAAACUCGUUACCAACGAAUUCGUCGCCUACGACGCCCUACAACACAAUGCCGAAUACGCAGAUCUCUCCGACCGCUCUCGCCUCAUCGUUACAUACGCGCUCUGUGGAUUCGCCAAUAUCGGCUCUCUCGGUAACCAGAUUGGUGUGCUGUCGCAGAUUGCGCCUGGUCGCGCAAACGAUGUCUCGCGUGUUGCAUUCAGCGCUAUGAUCACUGGAGCUAUCAGUACUUUCACUAGUGCGACCAUUGCUGGCUUGUUGAUUACCAACGAGAAGCAGUACUUCAGCAAACCCACUUAG
This is a messenger RNA of Penicillium vulpinum, 1986 nucleotides long. Its product is annotated as NupC/NupG family nucleoside CNT transporter. NCBI's taxonomy places the organism in Eukaryota, Fungi, Ascomycota, Eurotiomycetes, Eurotiales, Aspergillaceae. The record is from RefSeq and is a predicted model, not a curated record. Gene Ontology annotation, cellular component: membrane. Bases 1 to 1986 code for a protein of 661 amino acids. Gene Ontology annotation, biological process: nucleoside transmembrane transport. Gene Ontology annotation, molecular function: nucleoside transmembrane transporter activity; symporter activity. The transcript has 5 exons.